This is a messenger RNA of Mesorhabditis spiculigera, 570 nucleotides long. NCBI's taxonomy places the organism in Eukaryota, Metazoa, Nematoda, Chromadorea, Rhabditida, Rhabditidae. The record is from the annotation of a GenBank genome assembly.
AUGCGCACCGCCCUACUUUUUGUCGCGUUUAGCGCGAAUAUUUGCCAUGUCUCGGCCCAAUUCCUCGGUUCUUCCUUGUAUUCCGCGCUGUCGGGGUACGGUGGGAUGAAUGAUAUGUGCCGAUAUAUCGCCUGCCCGUUCGGGCAGUACUGCUUCAACGGGAACUGCAUAUCGAAUGGAGCUGGGCUUGGAGGAGGAGGUCUCGGCGGUCUGUCAGCACUCUCGAACGCUGCUGCCCUUUAUUCUGGCCGUCCAGAUUUCGUCGACCCGGGAGGAAUCCAACCCUGCAACCUGAUGCAGCAAUGCCUAAAUGGCCAGAUCUGCGUGAACGGCUACUGUGAAAAGAGCAACGUCGCCUUCGCCGGAAGUCAAGUGGCUCCACAGCAGACUACCUGCAUGGCUGGUGCGGUUUGUCCUGUCGGGGAGUACUGUAUGGGCGGGAUGUGCAUGAAAAACCCGAUGAGCACGACGUUUGCCUGCCAUAACGGCAUCUCCUGUCCAUCGGGGAUGAUCUGCCAACUUGGCCGGUGCCUCGCCAACGGCCUACCCUUUUUUGGUAUGGGCAAACGG